GCUUCGCAAUCUAUGUAACCCCACAUUUGAAUUUCUUCACACCACACGCAGAAGCAUCGGAGAUUUGCAGAGGAGAAGACGGUGGUAAGCAUGGGUGCAGUGAACCUCUUGAACGCCAUAGAAUUCUCGGAUGAAGUUCGCAAUGGGUGUGACAUUGAGGUGGUUCGUUCUUCACUCGCUGUCGAUCAUACCCUUCCUUUGCCGGAGAUGAAACCUCAACUCGUAGAACUUUGCAAGGAUCUUUUCAAGCAGUGGUCAAAUUUAGAUGAAUCACACUUCUCUACUGAGAAAGUUUCUGGUGGAAUUACAAAUCUUUUACUUAAGGUAUCUGUAAAAGAAGAAAAUGGGAAUUGGGUUCAUGUAACAGUUAGAUUAUAUGGUCCAAAUACUGAAUACGUUAUCGAUCGUGAAAGAGAACUACAGGCUCUUCAUCACCUCUCAGCUGCUGGAUUUGGUCCCAAAUUAUUAGGAGUAUUUGAAAAUGGAAUGGUGCAAUCCUUUAUACAUGCACGUACUCUAGAAACAAAAGAUAUGAGAAAUCCAAAGUUGGCAGGUGAAAUUGCAAAACAACUUAAUAGUUUCCAUCAAGUAAAAGUUCCAGGAUCCAAGGAACCCCAGCUGUGGAAUGACAUUUUGAAAUUUUAUAAAAAAGCAUCCAAGCUUACUUUCGAUGAUUGUGAAAAGCAGAAAAAAUACACACAGAUUUCAUUUAAAGAAGUUGAAGUUGAAGUUCUUGAACUCAAGGAAUUGACAGGUCAUCUUAAAUCCCCUGUGGUGUUUGCUCAUAACGAUUUGCUUUCUGGGAAUCUUAUGUUUAAUGAUAAUGAAGAGAAACUUUACUUCAUAGAUUUUGAAUACGGAUCCUACAGUUAUAGAGGCUUUGACAUUGGAAAUCACUUCAAUGAAUAUGCUGGAUACGAAUGUGACUACACACUGUACCCAAAUAAGGAUGAACAAUAUCAUUUUUUCAAACACUACUUAAACCCUGAAAAACCAAAUGAGGUUUCGGAUAAUGAUGUGGAAACACUGUAUGUGGAAACUAGCCUUUAUAUGUUGGCUUCUCAUUUGUAUUGGGCUUUAUGGGCUUUGAUCCAGGCGAAAAUGUCACCGAUUGAGUUUGAUUAUCUUGGUUAUUUCUUUAAGAGAUAUAAUGAAUACAAGAGGCAAAAGGACGUGUGUUUUUCUCUAGCAAAGUCUUACAAUUACAAAUCUUGAUAUGAGACAUCCAUGUAAACGUGGGGUUUUGGAAAAAGGGAGUUUUUUUUAGCUUCUAUAUAUUCAAAACUUGAUAAACACAACGAAAUUCAUUAGGAUUUAGAAGAAAUCAUUAUCAAUGGUUAAUAAAACAUGGAAAAUAGUGUAAACUUCAUUUGUAAUCAUGAAAUCUAUAUAUGUGAUCGAUAAAAUAUGUUGGUUGUAAUAAUAGACAAUAAAACGUAACACUAGCUUCUUAUUUAUUGCCUUUUGGUUGCCUUUCAAUAUUUUUGAUAGGUUUGAUGUUCAGUGAUAGUACUUUGAAUCUUCGGUUAAGAUUCUAUCAAAUUAAAAUUUAGAUGAGUCUUGAGUUUUCAAGAAUUAUAGUAUUUGGAUUAUGAGGUUUCAUAGUAUUGAAGGUUUGCAUGAAUCUUGAGUCUUGAAGAUUCAAAAUAACAUUUAGAUAUGUUGGAUUGUCGUAAAAAUAAAAUUAAAAUGAUCAAAAAUAUGAAAAGUUGAGAUUGAAUGUGAAAAUAUGUAGAUAUUUGACACUAUUUGUAAGAGAGAGAAAAAAAAAGGGUUCGAACUUUAUACUUUUAUGUGUAUGAGCAGAUGUAGAUU
Messenger RNA from Lactuca saligna, 1815 nucleotides. Lineage: Eukaryota; Viridiplantae; Streptophyta; Magnoliopsida; Asterales; Asteraceae. The record is from the annotation of a GenBank genome assembly.